Messenger RNA from Cavia porcellus (domestic guinea pig), 11257 nucleotides. RefSeq names its product pleckstrin homology, MyTH4 and FERM domain containing H1 (gene Plekhh1). The coding region runs from base 321 to 4418 and encodes 1365 amino acids. Gene Ontology annotation, cellular component: cytoskeleton. The transcript has 29 exons. NCBI's taxonomy places the organism in Eukaryota, Metazoa, Chordata, Mammalia, Rodentia, Caviidae. The record is from RefSeq and is a predicted model, not a curated record.
CGCCGGCGGAGCGGAGCCACCGAGCGACCUCAGAGGAGCCGGCGGAGCGCGCGGCGGAGGGAGCCGUGCGGCGCGUCCGAUGGGAGGCAGCGCCGCCGCGCGGGGCUUUGUGCGCGCCGCCCGCGGAGCCCCCUCCCCGCUGCGCCCGCGCCCCGCCCACCGCGCCCCGUGCUGCCCGGCGGCGAAGACCCGGCAGGCGCGCGGGACUCGGGCGAGAGCGUAGCUGGGGCGGCGGGGGCGGCGGCGCGCGGGGGCGCCGGAGGGCUCCGUGCGCGGCGAGGACGAAGAGUUCCCAGGAGUAUCCAGCAGUUGAGGUCACCAUGGCAGAACUCCAGGUGGGCACCCAGGCCAGUGUAGACUGGCAGAAGCGCUGCCUGACCCUGGAGACACAGCUUGUCCGAUUUCGCCUCCAGGCCAGCAAGAUCAGGGAGCUGCUGGCUGACAAGAUGCAGGAGCUGGAGCAGAGGCUGCUGGAGGCUGAGGAGCGAGCGGAGAAGGCAGAGACCCAGGUGGGUGUGAUGGAAGAGAAGGUAAAACUGUCCAAUCUUAGGAAUGUGGACUCUGCAGGCAGCCUGCACCGGAAAUACCAAGAAUUGCUGAAAGCCAUGCAGGGCAAAGUGGAGCUCAUCAGCCAGCUGGAGGCACAGCUGGAGAAGCAGAAGCAGAUGAGAGCCGAGGAAGCAAAAGUUGUUCAAAAAAAGGCUGCAAAGAUCAAGGAGUGGGUGGCACUGAAGUUAACAGAGCUUGAGAUGGAGAAUCAGCACCUGAAAAGCUGUAAUCAGCACCUGAUGGAGCAGGUGGGCACCCUUCAGGCUGCGCUAGAAGCCCUUCAGAUGGGGCCUCCAGGGAAGCUGCCGGUGAUCCCCAAGGGAGCCCAAGAGCAGGAGUCCGUGCCUGCAGAGGUGGGGGCCCAGCCUGUGGGGCAGGACGGUGGUUCCCAGGCUCCGGAUUUUAAAGCGGCUGUUCCCAUACCUUCUCUGGAUGCUUCCGAGAGCAAAGGUUUUCUGUCUGAAGCUAGAAGCCCUGUGGAAGAUACUAGUUCCAGCGCACUCCAUCCUGGGGAAGUGGCAAAGGCCAAGGUGCUUCAGCCUCAUCUGGAAAGCGAGCACUUUCCCAGCCAGCUGUGCAUGAAGCCUGGUGCCCCCAGGCGUGGGUCAGCCUCCUGCGGGGACAGCCUGGUCCCUGCUCAGGAGAGGGUGCUCCUGGGCAUCAAGACCUUUGCCAGGGAAGGUGGCCCUGGCAGCAGCCUGACCCUUCCAAAGGUUCGGGUGCCCAGCUCUCCCCAGGAUAGCAUCCAGAUGACCAAAAGGCACCACAGUCAGCCCUCUGUUGGACCCAGGCACUCUGAGCAUGUGGUGAAUGUUGAGGUUGGGGCCCUGUCAACCGUCCACACGUCUGGCCUUUCCAAGCUGGAGACCUGUGCUGACUUCCGGGAAGAACCAGAGAAGAUGGAGACAGGGGAGCUGCCUCCAGCAGGGAAGGAGGAGGAGAGGGGAAGCCUGAAGGCAGCUAGCACCAAGCUGGAGGAUGUGAGGCUGGGGAGCAAACCACCCACACCACCCUUGCACAGGUUUCCAUCCUGGGAGAGCCGCAUCUACGCUGUGGCGACUUCGGGCAUGCAGGUGUCAGAUGUGUCUCCUCGUAGCAGUGCUGCUUGUUGUGCUUCAAGCCCUCCUGCUCUUGUGUGCUCUGGGCCUUUCUGUGGCUUUGUCUACAAGAAUGUCACUGUGCCUGUCUACACAGCACUGAAAGGGAAAGCCACACAGAUCAGCAGCGUGCCCUUCAUGGAUGAGUCCUCUGGUUCUGAUGACGACUGCAGCUCUCAGGCGAGUUUCCGGAUGUCUGUGCCCUGCUCUGAGUGCAGGAAGACCAGUGGAUUGGGCAGUCCCCGGGCUAUCAAGAGAGGGGUCUCCAUGUCCUCACUGAGCUCUGAGGGUGACUACGCCAUUCCCCCUGACGCCUGCUCACUGGACAGCGACUACUCGGAGCCUGAACACAAAAUGCAGCGCACCUCCUGCUACUCUGCUGAGUGGCUGGGCCUGGGCAUGGAAUCACUGGAGAAGUCGGGUUACCUGCUGAAAAUGGGGAGCCGCGUGAAGACGUGGAAGAGACGCUGGUUUGUCCUGAGACAAGGACAGAUUAUGUACUACAAGUCCCCGAACGAUGUUAUCCUGAAACCGCAGGGUCAAGUGGACCUCAACUCUCAUUGCCAGAUUGUUCGAGGGGAGGGCGCGCAGACAUUCCAGCUCAUCUCUGAGAAGAAAACCUACUACCUAAUGGCUGACUCGCCCAGCGUGCUGGAGGAGUGGAUCCGCGCCCUGCAGAGCCUGCUGAAGGUGCAGGCCACAGGGCCACCAGCCCUGCUUCAAGGGGGCACCAAGCCUGCUGUGAAGGGCUGGCUGACCAAGGUUAAGCAUGGCCACUCCAAGCUGGUCUGGUGCGCUCUUGUUGGGAAAACCUUCUACUACUACCGGAGCCACGAGGACAAGCGACCCCUGGGCUGUCUGCCUGUGGGAGACGCACGCAUAGAGGAAGUAGACCGGUCCUGCGACUCAGAUGAGGACUAUGAAGCUGGAGGAACCAGGCGGCUGCUUUCCUCCCACUGCACGCUGGUGAUCCACCCCCCAGAGCACAGCCCCACCUACCUCCUCAUUGGCACCAAGCACGAAAAGGAUACGUGGCUCUACCACCUCACGGUGGCUGCGGGUGGCAGCAGUGCCCAAGUGGGCACUGCCUAUGAGCAGCUCAUUGGGAAACUGAUGGAUGGCGAGGGAGGAGACCCAGACUCUCCACUUUGGAAGCACCCCAUUCUGUGCUACAGCAAAGAUGGGCUGUACACCUCCCUCACCACGCUGCCCUCGGAGGCCCUGCAGACGGAGGCUCUCAAGCUCUUCAAGUCCUGCCAGCUCUUCAUCAACGUGCCUGUGGAGGCCGCCUCAGUGGAUUACCAUGUGUCCCUGGCGCAGACGGUGCUGCAGGUCUGCCUUGUUCACCCAGAACUGCAGAGCGAGAUCUACUGCCAGCUCAUGAAGCAGACCAGCUGCCGCCCACCACAGAAGUACUCUCUCAUGCAGUGCUGGCAGCUCCUGGCUCUGUGCGCGCCCCUUUUCCUGCCUCAGCAUCACUUCCUGUGGUAUGUCAGACAGCAGCUCCAACGCCACGCGGAUCCCAGAAAUGAAACUGGCCAGUAUGCCACCUAUUGCCAGCGGGCAGUGGAGCGGACCCUACAGACAGGAGAGCGGGAGGCCAGGCCAUCCCACAUGGAAGUGGUGUCUAUCUUGCUGCGAAAUCCUUUCCACCACUCCUUGCCCUUCAGCAUCCCUGUGCACUUUGCCAACGGGACUUACCAGGUGGUUGGUUUUGAUGGCUCCUCCACAGUUGACGAAUUCCUCCAGCGGCUGAACCAGGAAACAGGCAUGAGGAAGUCAUCCCACUCUGGCUUUGCCCUCUUCACAGACGACCCUUGCGGCAGGGACCUGGAGCACUGUCUGCAGGGGAGUGUCAAGAUCUGUGAUGCCAUCUCCAAGUGGGAACAAGCCCUGAAGGAGCUGCACCCUGGGAAGUCUGAGGGGGGGACACGCAUCGUGAAGCUGAUGUACAAGAACAGGCUGCACUUUCGGAGUCAAAUCAAAGGGGAGACAGAGCGAGAACGGCUGCUGCUCACCUACCAAACCAAUGGAGAGAUAGUGGCAGGGAGGUUUCCAGUCAGCAAGGAACUGGCUCUUGAGAUGGCUGGCCUGAUGGCCCAGAUAGAGUACGGGGACAUGGAGAAACCUAUCCUGCCAGGCCCUGGGGGCACACAUCCUGCCAAGGCUCAGCAUCUCCUCCAGCAGGUCCUAGACAGGUUCUACCCAAGGCAUUAUAGACUCGGUGCCCCUCCCGAACAGCUGAGGCACCUAACAAGUAUGCUGGCCACAAGGUGGGCAUCACUGCAAGGCCGUUCCCUGGCUGAGUACACCCGUACCUACUUGACCGUGGCCCGGAAAUGGCCUUUGUUUGGUGCUAAGCUCUUUGCUGCUCAGCCUGCCAAGCUGUUGCCCAAGGAGAACACUCUGGUGUGGAUUGCUGUGAAUGAAGAUGGUGUCAGCAUCCUGGACCACCACACUAUGCAAGUGCAAGUCACUUACCCCUACUCUUCAGUGACAACCUUUGGUGGCUGCAGGGAUGACUUCAUGCUUGUGAUUAGAUCCAUUCCAGACCAGAGUUCUGGAAAAGGCCACAUCGACAAGUUAAUCUUCAGAAUGGCUGCUCCCAAGAUUGCAGAGGCCACCUUCAUCAUGGCCAGCUACAUGAACCACUGCUCUGUACCUGCAAGCUCGCCUACCAGCCUGCCUGCAGCACGCCCGCUGAGGGAGCUAGACAGACGGCAGUUCUUGGCCCCGGUUUCCUGUGCUGCCAAGGGGCCGACAUUGCUGUGAAUAUCGUUACCUCUUUCCCGACCAGCACUGGUGCCUCUGGGAUUAGAUUUAUAUCCUGGGGCUUCACACUACUGUGAUGGGUCUGACAGUCCACUUCACCCCCACCCAGCCAUUCUCUGACAUGCAUUUCAGUGUCUGCAAAACCUCUACUCAAGGGCGUGGUGUAAUGUAUAAGGGCCCAUCCUUUACUGGUUCAGACCCAGUGUAAGAACCACUUUGCCUUUUUGUUUGUUUGUUUUAAACAAAAAUACUGACUCUGGAUGCUAUGUGAUCCUAGCCACAGACAGGGAUGACCCGCUCAUACUGAGGGUGGCAGUGCUGUACUUGGGCUUUCUGCACUGAUAUUCUCAGGGGAGCUAGUAUUUUUAUAUCAUUUGGGUCUUAUGUGGGGAUUUAUACUUGAAGUUUCCUAUCUAUCUCUGUAUAGGACAGGACAGCUCCGACAAAAGUAUAGAAUUCACUAAAACUGGACUUCUUUCCCCACGUGGGAAAGGUGUGGGCAGGAAAGAAGAAAAGGGAUAGAGUAAUUUUUCCCUUUUAUUAGUGAGUAGGCACCUGCAGUGGCCCUUGGGGGCGCAGUUUCAAUUCCUGAGCACUGCGCCUGCUCACAUUCAAGCUGUCUCCCUUACACUGGAAUGGAAGCUGGCCCUGAAAGCACUCGCUCUUCAAGCAAGGACACAGAUGGGCCCCAGCCAGCCCCUCUCUGUCUCUUUUAAUGCCUAGACAGGGCUCAGUGAAGGCUGUGUCGUUCACUGCUGAAGGACAGGGUACCCAUAGUCUCCUGGCUCCCUCAAAGCCUGAGCAAAUACCCUCUGCUGCUCUGUGAGGCCAGUGAGGAAGAGCGAGGGACACAGAAGACGACCUCACCCCACCUCACUUGGGGGCUGCAUCUGCUCCUCAAGGCUUCUGGUGAACUUCCGGGAAUCAGGUGGAUGCACAGGUCGUGCGUGUGUGCGUGUGCGUGUGCGUGUGCGUGUGCGUGUGUGUGCGUGCAUGUGUGUGUGUGUGUGUGGUACUGGCCCGAGGCUAAGGGUACCAUGUGAAAAAAGAAGAAAGUUUCUUUCACCUUUUGCCUGCUUGAGAACAUAAUGCCCCUCAACUCAGGUCUUCUAGUUGAGUGUGGGAGAUGUGAUAUUUACUCCCCUUCCCCCUCAAAACGAAAGAGUUCAUACUCUAGAUUUUCCAACAUCUCAAAAACUUGAGUUUUGGGGCUGGGGAUUUAGCUCAGUGGAAUAAGCACCUGCCUUGCAAGCAGGCAGUUGUGAGUUUGAUCCCCGGUACCAAUAAAAAGGAAAAAGACAAAAAAAAAAAGAAAAGAAAAGAAAAGAAAAAACUUGAGUUUUAUUUCAUGACUCUAAGGCACUCUUGCCAUUGGUUACUUUAGUGCUGAAAACUGAGUUUAGCAGAACACUCAAAAACCAAGCCUUUAACCCCAACAAUGUAUGUUGCACACUGCAAAAUCUGCAAGGUUGAACAACUAGCUCAUCAGAACACCUCGGCUGCUGCCAGCAUUUCCUCUCUCACCCUUUAAACUGAGGAGCAUGCUGAGAAGAGGCUCUGCCUCUGCCUCUUACAGGUGAACUUCACUUUGCAAGGCAGGAGGCUUUAUGGCCAUCUCUUCCUGCCUUGCCUCCAGGAUUUGGGGAUCUAGCUAGGACGUUUCUACCUCAAACAAGACACACAUAAGCACCAUAGACUCCCACGAUAAAAGGCAGAGAUUACAGCUUUGGUUUCGAAUUCCAAGCAUCUCUUAGGCCAGCAAGUAUAUUGUCUACUCAGGAAGUAUGUUAGAAAUAGGGUCCCAAAGAAAGUAAGCAUGGAGCUAUGUUUAUACUGAAUUUUGGGGUCAAACUAUUUCUUUCACCAUCUCUCCUUCCUGACCCUUCAGGACCUUCUCUUAGUUUAUUAAUUUUAUACAAAAGAAAACUGCCUUAGAAAUAAAAAAUCCCUACAUAUCCUUCUUUAACAUGGCAGUCCCACAUUUGGGAACCUAAGUCAAAUUUCUGUCUCAUAUUUUGUCUCAUCCCUCUUGGCAAAGCUGUCUUAAAAGAAUAGAAAAUGCUGAGUUAAAAAGAUCAGUGUACUUGAUGCUCAUAACUGAAAUGCCAUGACCAUGUUUGUCAAUAAAAAGCAGCCAUCUGUGAACAAAACAAUUACUGUGAAUGUUUUAGAAUGAGUUGUUUAUUACAGGAGUCAUGAUGGGUCAACCCUGUACAAGAGCUAAGUAGACACAGACUAGUAUUUUGUAGACAUUUAUUCCUUCUAACCUGUACCUAAAAAGCUUAACUUUCUUCUUCUUAACUUUUAUACAGGGGUACUAUGCAAAUCUUUCUCUUACUAUCUACUAUUGGUUUCCUAAUGUAAUUUCAACACAAAGUAAAUUUGUGCUUAGGAAUUUCACAAGGUACUCUUAGCUGAUGUUGCUUUUUUAUUUCUUGGAGACAAAAUACCACUAUGCAAUUCAAGCUGGCCUUGAACUCACUUUGUAGCCCAGCUGGCCUCAGAUUCACAGUGAUUCUCCUGCCUCAGCCCCCCAUGUUGGAAUUACUGGCAUGUGCCCCCACACUGCCAAGGGUGAUGUUACUUUUGAUAGAUUGUCUCUAAAUUCUUAAGGUGGUUCCUUUUUUAGUAAAGUAAGCAAAACUUUAUAAGAGGAAUAUUACAAUACAGAAAUAUUUCCAGUCACCUGCUGAAUGGUGAGCUGAGAUCCAUUGAAUCCAUUCUGGUUCUAGGACUGUGUCCACCUGGUGGUUUGCAGUAGGAAAAAGUCAGCCACUAGAGCGUAGGGGCCAUCUCCCCUGGAAGACAUUACUGGCCUUCUGAAUGCUGGAAACUCAUGACCUUGUUGUUGUGGCUUUCUGAUGCGCCAGAACUUCCUGGCAGCUCUUGUACACCUCAAUUAAGCAGUCCAGCCGGGGCUUGGCACUCUAAAUUCCAAACGGGAGAAAUGCAGAGUCAAGGCGAACCUGAGAGUUUGAUGCUGCAUCUAUGUGCACCCUCAUUCUGUCACCCACAUCAGGAUCUAAGUAGUGCCAGCAUGAGCUCAGAGGUGAAGUUUAAGCCUCAGAGCAUCUUGUUACGUGACUCUCACCUAAACCCAUCCUGUGAACUCUGCAAAGGAGGAGCUCAAAAGGGAGCUUUUUUUUUUUUGGUCUUUUUGAGACAGGGUCUCAUUAUGCAGUUCAGACUGGCCUGGCACUCACUUUGUAGCCCAGACUGGUCUUGAACUUGUAAUAAUCCUCCUGCCUCAGCCUCCCCAAGUGCUGGGAUUACAGGAGUGUGCCACCACGCCCAGCUAAAAAUGGUAACUUUUUAAUUUGUCUAAAUUUUAUGACAGCAAAAGGAAUAACGGAUGCUGUCAAGAGGUGUGCCGGUCAUAAAGCAGACCUAAAGCAGACCCAUAAAGAGACAAGUCAAUGCAGUUUAAUAUAUAAAUUCUGCGAAUUUUUUGUAUUACAAAAUGCAAUGAAACCAAAAUUAAAAACCACAGAAUAGGAGAAUUAUAUGCAAAUAUAUUUAAUAAAACUUUCUUACUCAAAAUAUACAAGAAUUGUUACAUGCAUCAAUAUCUAGAUUCCACUUGACAAAAGAGAUAGUUUAGAAUAAGAGGAAAUGAGAGGUGAUAUAUAUAAGGAAAUACAAAAAGCCUAUCACAGAGAUACAAAUUUAAUAAUUACAAAAUGCCUUUUUGCAGAUAGCACAGAAUGUAGACAGAAAAUAGCAUAUAGAAAAACUACAUAUUCUGGUGGUUCAGUCUUUAACACAAAAUCUAUAAAACUUUAAGGUUUGAUAAAACAGUUCUUAACUAUAAUGCAAAGUGUUAAUUUUAGUUGAGAUGCCUUAAAACUUGUGAAAAAGAAAAGGCAGUAUGGUAGAGCUAACUAAAUAUUAUGAAGUAAUUUAUGAUAAGCAGAUUUGUAUGGUGUUUGUAAGAGUAAACAAUGACCUGGAGCUAAUUUUAAAAGCUAGUGCUUGCUUUAGCAGUACACAUACUAAAACUGAAACAAUUUAAAAGGCGAGCAGUGUAUAAUGGCUUUGUACAAAGAUGCUUACAAAGACACAGCAAUGCAUGGUGGUGCACACCUGUAACCCCAGGGCUCUUAAGAGGUUGAGGCAGAUAGAACACAGGUUCAAUCCCAGCCUGGGUAACUUAGCAGUUUAGCAACUUUCUCAAAAACAAACAAACAAACAAAAAAAACUGGCUGGGAAUAUAGCUUGGUGCCAAGGCCCUAGGGUCAAUCCAGUACCACCACCACCACCACCCCACACACAAUAAUAAUAGCAUAUGUACCUCAAUAACUUUUCUUUGGUGCUGGAAAUUGAAGUCAUGACCUCACUCUUGCCAGGUAGGUGCUGUGCCACUGAGAUAUAUCCCCAGCCCAUUUUGUCUUUUUGAGACAGGGUCUCACUAUGCAGUUCAGGCUGGUCUUGAACUUGCAGUGACCCUCCUGCCUCAGCCUCCCAAGCACUGGGAUUACAGGCAUGCGCCACCACACCUAACUCAUUAACUUCUAAGUGCAACUGUGUAUUAGUAGACUGAGAGUCAAAUAAAUGAAUGGCACUUUGUAGACAGAAACAAUGGUUUAUAGGCAGGAGUUGCUGAAUGUUUGACUUUUUUCUCCAAAAUUUGCAUCAAUUCCUAAUUUUAUCAAUUGGUUGUGGUAUUUGGAUUAAACCCAGAGCCUGUUACUGAACUGUACGCUUGGCCCUUUUUUUUUUUUUUUUUUUAAUUUUGAGACAAAAUAUCAUUAAGUUGCUACAGUGCCCAAAUUAGGCUUGAGCUUUCAAUUUUCCUGUCUCCGCCUCCUAGAAUGCAGAGAUUAUAGGUAUGUACCAUCAUACCCUGCUGAAUUCCUAAUAUUUUCAAAAGCACAUCUUUGUCUCAGAUAGGCUGAAAUAACUAAAAUCCUAAUUCCCACUAAAAUUAGUGGACAAGCAUCUUCAGACAUCCUGAGAACAGUAGUCUGUUCCUAUAAGUGGCACCAGACAUGCAGAAAAAGGAAAAGACAAGAUUUGAUGAGAAAGGAAAACUGUUCUGUGCUCACCUGGAAGACAGGUACUACUUGAGAUAUCUUCUGUGGUUCCCGUGGAUCCUUCAGUAAAAUACAGAGGUAGUAAAUCACCUUCUGCUGUAAGAAAAGAAGCCAAGUAAGUGAAGCCUCUGGUGUGGAUUGAACCCAGAGCCUCUAUGCUGAGUUACAUCUCCAUUCUUUUCUAUAUUUCAUUUUUCAGACAUGGUCCUGCUAAGUCACUACAGUUACCCAAGCUGGCCUCCAAAUUGGAAUCCCCUGCUUCAGCCUCCCAGAGAGCUAGGAUUUCAGGCAUGCACCAUCAUACCAUUUCAUUUUGUGUUCUUUUUACUUCAGUGGAACCCUAAAAACUUUUUAUAAAUAGUUGUCUAGGUAAUAUAAUACUUGAUGGCUUUUUUUUUUUUUUUUGUCUUUUCCGUUUUUAUCGGUACCGGGGAUCAAACUCAUGACCGCACACUUGCAAGGCAGGUGCUUAUGCGGCUGAGCUAAAUCCCCAGCCCCAAUACUUGAUAGCUCUUGAAGUGAGGGAGAAGUAUAAUUCUAUAAAUACAAAAAAUUAAAAGGUCCUUUCCACAAUGGCAAAACUAAAGAGUUGUGGCCCUGCUGAGGAUGUCUGAUCUGUCUCCUUCAGUAUCUCUCAGCCCCUUUUACCCACCUCCAAACCCCUCAUAAAAUGAUCUGACCAACCUCCAAAAGACUGGGUACAUCAGCAUGUAUCUGUAGUCUCUGCUACUCAGGAGACUGAGGCAGGAGGAUUGCUCGAACCUAGGUAUUAGAGGCCAAUCUGGGCAACAGAGUGAAACCCUGUCUUCUAAAAAAAAAGGCGGGGUGUGGGGGGUGAUUUUGACAGUAGGCUAGAAGAAAAUUUGAAAUCCUAGCUUCCUAUUCAUAAAAAUCUACUGUCUCUCUCUAAAAAUAGUAAAGCUGCAUAUUUAUCAACAACACACAACAACAGUCCUAUAAAGUCAUAGAACAGCAAAAUCCUUACUGUCUAAUGACAUCAUGUCACAAUGCAAUGUCUCUCCUGCAUGUCUGUGGUGAUGUUAGAGAAACUACUGUGCUGCCAGUCAUCUAAAUAUGAAAAGAACUAAUGCUCACUGAUAAUAAACAAGUUACUGGUUUCUUAUAUACUACAUAAAGGAAAUUUUAAAACAACCUGACACUAUAUUAAGAGCAGGAAGGACAGGCCUAGCCCACUUAGACUCAGGUAGUUUUGAGAUCCUCCAUGCCAGCUACAACUUGUUUUUUUUUAAAUAAUUUUUUUUUGUCUUUUUCAUUUUUAUUGGUACCGGGGAUCGAACUCAUGACCACACACUUGCAAGGCAGGCACUUAUGCCGCUGAGCUAAAUCCCCCGCCCCCACGCCAGCUACAACUUGUAAGACAGCCAUAAUUCAGCCAGAAAGUAUAUUUUGUGUGAACUUGCUUCAAGGACAGACUGGCUCAGUUAAAGACAAUGUUGAUGGGCCGGGGAUGUAGCUCCGUGGCACAGUGCCUACCUACCAGAUGCAAGGUUGUGAACUUGAUUCCUGGUACCGUAACAGAAAAUCAAACAAAAAAAGGAAAUGACUGAUUCUACUUGCUCACUCAAGUCCCUAACCUUCCUCUGCAUACCCCUUCAGCCCAGAAUAGUUCUGCCUGACAACACAUGACACACAGCCUGUGUAAACAAUUGUAAAGUAACCUGCUAUUAGCCUUUUGUACUUCCUGCCUAAAAUGUAUACAAGUGUCUAUUUAACCCCACUGUGGGGCUAAUGGUUUGGAACUCAGUUUCCCCCAGCCUGUGAACGUAAUAAAGAGUUGUCAUCCAA